Molecule: messenger RNA, 900 nt
Organism: Tremella mesenterica DSM 1558
Lineage: Eukaryota; Fungi; Basidiomycota; Tremellomycetes; Tremellales; Tremellaceae
Exons: 13
Coding region: 23-697 (224 amino acids)
Biological process (GO): UTP biosynthetic process; GTP biosynthetic process; CTP biosynthetic process
Molecular function (GO): nucleoside diphosphate kinase activity
Source: RefSeq, a predicted model, not a curated record
CAACCCUUUCAGCUUUGUCAAAAUGUUCGCCAACACCCUCCGAAGCACACUUCGAGCUGCCUCCCGCUCUUCCGUACGAGCCCUUUCCACUGCGCCCGCUAAGGCGGCAGUGUCCAAUGGACUCACCCUUGGUUUGGCUGGUGCCGUAGUAGGCUCUUACGCUGUAUACCAAGUGAGCAUGAACAAACCCGUGUUACUCGAAGGGGCCAAGACUAUUGCCGGGGAGAAGGGUACUGUAUCUGAGAGGUCGUUCAUCAUGAUCAAACCAGACGGUGUCUCUCGUCAACUCGUCGGAAAGAUCGUGUCACGUUUCGAAGAACGCGGCUACAAGCUUGUAGCAAUCAAGUCUCUAACUCCAUCUCCCGCAUUGGCACAAGAACAUUAUUCCGAUCUGUCUUCCCGUCCUUUCUUCGGGGGAUUGGUCAAGUACAUCACGUCUGGGACACCUGUGGUUGCCAUGGUAUGGGAAGGCAAAGAUGUCAUUCGUCAAGGGCGUAGGAUCGUAGGUGCCACCAACCCCUUGGAAAGUGAUCCGGGUAGCGUCAGGGGCCAGUAUGCCGUUUCAGUCGGACGUAACCUCAUUCACGCUUCCGACUCGUUCGAUGCCGCCACCAAAGAGAUCGGUCUUUGGUUCGCCGAAACCGAAUUGAGUCAAUACGAGCCCACUACCUGGAAUUGGGUCAUGGCAGAUAACUAGAAGUCCUUCUCACCAUCUUGAAGUGUUCUCUUCAAUAUCGUGAUUGCUCUGCGUCUGAUUUUGCACAUCUGAUCGACAUAAAGCUUGAAGGAGACAGUAGAAAGCAUGAAGAGAUAUGUCUUCCCUUGAACACAAUUCCACACACAGAGUCAGAGAUGCUAAGAGACGAUGGUGUGCAAAUGAAAUAGCAUGACAUACUUUUG